UGCAAACUUUUUAAUUAUUGGAUAUAUGGUGAAUUAGCGCGAAAAUAUGACUAUAAUUAUAUUAGGAAAGUUAUUCCUGCAUUUGGAGGCGUUAAUCUUGUAUUGAAUGAUCUUCUUGUUGAUGAAUUUGAAGAAUCUUAUAGGGAUAAAUGUGAAGCUUAUUUUGAUAUAACUCAACAGGAUGACUGGAAAAAAGGAAAGGAAUUAUACGAAUAUUAUUUUGAUUAUGAAGACCUUUUUUCUCUGGCUCAAUCCGGUGAAGAUGAAGAAUGCACAUAUUAUAAUAAAAUUCAAGAAAACAAAAUUAUUCGAUUAUUUCAAAGAUCUUUGUGA
Molecule: messenger RNA, 333 nt
Organism: Plasmodium cynomolgi strain B
Lineage: Eukaryota; Apicomplexa; Aconoidasida; Haemosporida; Plasmodiidae
Exons: 1
Source: RefSeq, a predicted model, not a curated record